This is a messenger RNA of Macrosiphum euphorbiae (potato aphid), 1233 nucleotides long. Lineage: Eukaryota; Metazoa; Arthropoda; Insecta; Hemiptera; Aphididae. The record is from the annotation of a GenBank genome assembly.
AUGCAUCAAGACAAACCUAAACGUAUUCUAUUGGAACAAGACAAUAACAGAAAAUUUUUCAAAUCUAAAGUGAUUCAUAAUGAUACACCAAAUAAGAAAAAAGAUAAUGGCUUUAACUUUAAAGUUAUAAAUUGGAACGAUGGAAAUAGUAAUAAUUCUGGAGUUAAAGUCAAUGAAUCUUAUUUAAAUAGUCCAAAAAUACUCAAUGAUAACAACAUUGAUGAAAAUGGACAAAAUAUAAAUAAAUUAGAAUUGUUGGAAGAUAACCAUAAUGAGAACUCUAAUGUAGAAAAAUGUCUUGUUGCUUAUUCUUCUCCAGCUGCUCGUCGCCUAAAAGAAGUAUCAAAUUCUUCAAUUGAUGUCAAUGACAUGGUCAUAAACGAACCAGCUUAUAUUUCUAUUGAUUUCAAUGAUACAAUCAUAAAACAAUUUGCUGCUGUUGAUGUUUCAGUUCUUGUAAAUGAAUCUUCACAAACUAACUUGUGCCCGAUUUUCAUAAAUGAAACUCCUCCACUUUGUCGCACUAUUUGUUCUAGUGAAAAAAAGAGUACAGUGCGAAAAGGGAGAAAAAUUAUUGAUGAUACUCAAUACCAGAUUUAUGCAGGUCAAAAAAAGUUUGGUGGUUUUUUGUGCAAAGAAUGUGGUCUUUAUUAUUCAAAGGGAGAACCAGAAGAUGAAGCGGAACAUGAUAAAUACCAUAAAGCCAAGGAUAUUUUUAAGUAUAAGAGCUCAAAAAAUGAAAAAGUUAUUUUUAAAGAUAUUGAUGAACGUAUAGUUGUAAUAUCUGGAUCAGAUACCAAAAUGUUAUGUUCAAAAGCUUUAGAGGUGAUGUUAUAUGUUGAUAAAGAACUUGGAUGUUAUACAGAAUGUUCUGUUUUACCCACAACUAAAAAAGUUCACUUGUAUAUAAAAAAAAGACAAGUGAUUGGAUGCUUAGUAAUAGAUCUCAUAUCGCAGGCUUAUCGUAAUCUAGAAACCGAAACAGAAGACAUGAUUGUUGUAUCUGAAGAAUCUUAUCCCGUGAAAGCAGGCGUUAACAGUAUAUGGACAAAAUGGGACUGUCGUAAUACUGGAAUUGCAAGAAAACUGCUAGACUAUUUCCGUAAGAAUUAUACGUUUGGUCAUAUAUUGGCACUUGAUGAAAUAGCGUUCACAGUGCCUACACGCUCAGGCAAACAAUUUAUUAAAAAGUAUACAAACAGAAAUGAUUUUUUAGUUUAUACUGGAUGGUAA